Messenger RNA from Jatropha curcas, 994 nucleotides. RefSeq names its product ethylene-responsive transcription factor WIN1. Gene Ontology annotation, molecular function: DNA-binding transcription factor activity; DNA binding. The record is from RefSeq and is a predicted model, not a curated record. Gene Ontology annotation, biological process: regulation of DNA-templated transcription. NCBI's taxonomy places the organism in Eukaryota, Viridiplantae, Streptophyta, Magnoliopsida, Malpighiales, Euphorbiaceae.
AUUCCCAACUAAUUCUAUUCUUACUCAAUAAUCUCUCUCUUUCUUUGAGAAAGACAGACAGAGUACUUAGUGACAGUAAUAUGGUACAAUCAAAGAAGUUCAGAGGUGUCAGGCAACGCCACUGGGGCUCGUGGGUUUCUGAGAUUCGUCAUCCAUUACUGAAAAGAAGGGUGUGGCUUGGUACAUUUGAGACAGCUGAAGAGGCAGCAAGAGCCUAUGAUGAGGCAGCAAUUUUAAUGAGUGGCCGUAAUGCCAAAACCAACUUCCCUGUGGUUACGAGUAAUCAAGAAGGCAUUAGUAAUGACAAGUCUUCAUUAUCCUCUCCUUUGAGUACUAGUGCACUAUCUUCCUUUCUUAAAGCAAAGCUUCGCAAAUGUUGCAAGUCUCCUCCUUCUCUCACUUGCCUAAGGCUUGACACUGAGAAUUCUCAUAUUGGGGUAUGGCAAAAGCGAGCUGGACCGCGCUCUGAUUCAAAUUGGGUUAUGAUUGUUGAUCAGCUUGGAAAAAAGGAUGAAGAAGAAGCCAAGCCUAAACUGUCUUCGUCAGAAACAACAGAAAUAUUAAUAGGGCAAGAAGUUGGCCAUGUUGGUGGUGGUAACGAUGGUCGUGGCGGCAGCGGCGGCCGUGAUAGUUUAGAUGAGGAGCAGAGGGUAGCAUUGCAAAUGAUAGAGGAACUACUCAAUAGGAACUGAGGGAGCUAAAGUGGGUUGAUAGCAAGGACAUUAUGCUGGACUAGUCAAUAUUAUUAGUUCCAUGUGAAGUUCCUUUCCGUUGCAUAUUUUUCUGCAUAUUUUUCUGCUUGUUUUUCCAAAGUUGGAGUAUGUUGAUUUAAGUUCAUAAGGAGGGGAUAUUAAUAUUUUCUAUAUACAUAUAUUUUACCAAUUUAUGUGUAUGAUUAAGACCCUCCAUUGUUAUUCCUUUGUGUAAGAUAUUUUGGUUGAUAUAUAUAUUGGUUUAUUGAAGAAAAUAAAUGGAGUGGGGACAUUUUAUUCUC